UAGGAUCAGGGUACUCCACAAUCUCUGGGAGCAAGAAAAGCCUCUUCUAGCUUCCUUGUGGAUGGCUUCAAAUUGUUUGCCUAUAUUUUGUAAAAAAUGAAGAAAUAAAAGAAAAUCACUCAACUAUCCAAAACGUUUAUCAAAAUGUCAACUGAGACAAAUGAUGAAUAUGAAGCAGAAAAAGAAACUUUGGAAUUCACCAAAAUGUACAAAACUGUUCUACAAAGAUCAGAGGUUCCUAAGCUUGAGAUUCCAUUUGCAGUUCAGGAUGUCAUCAGUAGGAUUGAGCAAGCACAGGUCCAGCGAGCCAGAGAGCAUCUUAAUAUGCAGCUGACAGACAUAAUGCAAAAUGUGAAGCGUAUAAUAAAUUGCUAUACUAUGGAGGAGAAUAUGCAUGCUGAAAGGAAAACAUCCUUUAUAGAACAUAAGAAACAGAAAGGAAGUUUGCUGGAGAAAAUAACUGCUUGUGCUAAGACUGCUGAAAUUAAAAACAAGACUCUUGCCUACAUUCUGGCCUGGUUGGAAGAAUGGAAUGUCAAUUUGUCUGAGAUUACUGCAAUUGAUAUUGAAGAACACCAUCACUGUUUAGCACAAAUGGAGAUGUUACCAGAAACAUUCAAAGCUAUUGAGAACAAUAUCAAGAUACUAAGCAGAAUUAGUACAUAUUUGCUUGAAGAAAAGAAGAAACAAAAGAAAAAAACAGCAUCUAGAGGUUCUCUAUGGAAAUCAUGGAAAGAAAGAGUUAUAAAGCGACCUGCAACAGCUCAUGCUUUAAGACCAGAUCAGAUGAUUAGUGAUCAAUUUGCCACCGAAAAAAAGGUGUCAGAAAUCCAAGAUAUGCUUCAGGAACUCAUAGGUACUUCAAUGUUCAAUAAACUGGAAAACAAUGCUAUUAAAUAUAUAUCAUCAACAACAGUAAACCUUUCUAAAGCUUUGAGUACACUAAAUGAUGAAGUGAAAGCUGUUAACCUCCAUACUUCUGAUAUAUAUGCAAAUGAGACAGUUGAAAGAGAACAAGAGAUUUCCCUGAAGAUAAUACAAGAUCUCAGUGAAAGAAAUGAAAUGCUUCAGCAAAAACUUCAAGAAGCAGAAGAAAAAUAUGAAAACCUUAUUCGAUCCAAAGUUUUAGAGCACCAAGCAUUGCCCACAUCAACACUGAAAGUGUUACCUGAGCCUUCUCCACAAUCAGCCAUUAGCCAAGAUGACACAGAAGACAAUUUAGACAGUAUUUUGGCCAAAGAAUUUGAAAACAUGGUAGAUGAGGCCCCCCAAAAAGGGACCAAAGCCUUGGGGAUCAAGUGGGACUCAUCUCAUUUAUAUGCAGCCCAAGGUGAAACUACUGAAGAUUUAACUGGUGAGCAGAAAAAGUCUUCUGGAGAGAUCACUGAAGAUAAGAUAUCAGUGAAGAAAGGUGGUGCCUUUCAGAAAGAUGGGGCUGACGAGUUCCAGUCACAGAAAAAAAAGCAUACAAAAGGCCUGUCUGUGCAGGAGACCUCUGAAACAAAUGUGAAUGAUGAUAAAGGUAAACAGAAAGUCACAGGGACCAAACCUGAUCACCACUUAGAAUUACAAGCACUGGAUAAGAAGAGAAAAGAAACAAAAUCCUCUCCUGAAGCCAAAUCAAAGUCACUCACUGAAUCAAAAAAUCAACAUUUUCCUUCUGAUUUCCUUUCUGACAAGAGCCAAGGUGGUAAAAGUGGAACAAGUGGUAUACUGGAACAACUCAGGAAGGCUAAAUCUGAAUAUUCACAGAGUAAAAGUCAAAUUUCUUCAGAGAAUAAAGAGGAGCUCACCACUGAGUCAAUGAACAAAGAUGGCAGAAAUGAGAUGAGCAGCCCACCAGAGCCAUCCAGUUUGAGCCAACUUGAUUAUUCCUCUGAAAAAAUAAAAGGAAAGAAACACCAUAUCUCUCCAGAAAGCACUACAAGAAAAGAAGAAAAAUCUGAAGAGAAAGAUACGUCAGUCUUCACAAAGAAAUUCAAGUCUCUUACACUUGCUAAAUCAGGUAUUCCAGAUGGCGAAAGUGAACAGAGUAACCUAGAAGAAGUUCAGAAAGCCAUAGUGUCAUUCCUUAAAGAGAAAACUGAUAACAUAGGAAAGCCCUGGGAUAAAAAGACUGAGUCAAAAAAAGAGUUAUUAAGAAGAUCAGAAGUUGAGAAAUUAGGAAUCGUAAAGACAAAAAUGGAGGAAUAUUUCCAAAAAGUGGCUGAAACUGUGACAAAAAUCUUAAGAAAAUACAAAGAUACAAAAAAUGAAGGACGAAUUAGAGAGAAACCUUUGAAACAAAAAAAGGCAGUCUCCUUUAUGCCAGAACAGCAUUCUCAGGAAACAACUAGUGCAAAGUCAGAAAUUAGCACCUUAAUUUCACAGGAGAGGCUUGACCCACUAACUGACAAUUUAAUACAAAUGAUCUUGACCGAACUAGAAAGUGAAAGGAAUGUUCCAGAAGCCUCAACAGUAGGGACAGACUAUAAAGAGAAGGAAAAACAAGAGCUAGAAGAAAGGUGGUUUGAGAUGAUAAAUAAGAAUUUGGAGAAGGAAGGGGCAUGGCUCCCAGUGAAGGAGGGAAAGCAAGGGCAACAGAAGCAGAAACAGUGGCAGGAAGAAGAGGUGUGGAAGGGACAGCAAAAACACAAGAUACAAAAGCAGAUCGAGUCAGAUGAGAAGCAAAAGCAAAGGGAAGAGGAGAAAGAAGGGUAUCAGAAGUCAAAGCAGCAGCAGUUGGAAGCAUGGAAACAAAAAAUGAAACAACAAGGUGUGCCUUUGGAGAAGGAGAAAGGACAGCAGAUGAUGCAGGUUCAGAAGGAAGUGAGACAUCUGGAGCAAGAAAGCAGUUGGGAGAGAGAGGAGGAGAAGCAGAAGGCAAGGAGAAAGGUAGGGGACUAUGAAAGUCAGAACCAAAAAACAGCAAAGAAGAUGAAGCCAUCUGAACAACUAGAACAGGUGCUCAGUCAGACUUCGAUCCCAUUGUUUCACAGGUGGGAGAGCACACAGAAAGACAUACCGCAGAUACACCAAAGAAAAGAUUUCACUGGGAAUCUUAAGCAAUUAGGGGAUCUGGCUGAAGGAAAGCAUCCCACUCCAAUCACUACUCCCAUCUCCACACAAUCUUCCUCACGUGGAUCCUCUUCUGUUUCUGGAGCAUCUCUUGCAAAGUCCAUCACUCUUACCUCUAGGCUUGCCCAAGCAAUGGAAAUUGACCUCACUUCUGAAGAGGUCGAGGCACUGGAAAUCACGGACACCUUUAAUCAGGUUCAGGCGUUGAGGGAAACUACUCCUAAGAUGUCUCAGGGUUUGGGGAUGGCUCUUAGCACAGAGCAGGCCCAGGCUCUGGGGAUUCCUGUUACCCUUCAGCAAGUUCAAGCUCAGGGCAUCAUGCUUACCCAUCAGCAGGUCAAGGCCUUGGGAGUCACUCUCACCCAUGAACAAGCUCAGGCACCAGGGAUUACUCUCACCCCUCAACAGGCCCAAGCACUAGGGAUUCUUGUCACCCCUCAGCAAGCUCAAGCUCAGGGCAUCACACUCACCCCUCAGCAGGCCAAGGCACUUGGGAUCACUCUCACCCCUGAACAAGCCCAGGCACCAGGGAUCACUCUCACCCCUCAGCAGGCCCAGGCACUUGGGAUCACUCUCACCCCUGAACAAGCCCAGGCACCAGGGAUCACUCUCACCCCUCAGCAGGCCCAGGCACUUGGGAUCACUCUCACUCCUGAUCAGGCCCAGGCACCUUGGGUGUCUCUCACUUCUCAGCAGGCCGAGGCACUGAGGAUCCACAUCACCCCUGAGCAGGUACAGGCUCAGGACCUCACUCUUACCCCUCAGCAGUUCCAGGCAUUGAGAAUCCCUGUCACCAUUCCACAGGCUCGGGAUUUGGGGGCCCCUUUCACUUUAGGACAGGCUCAAGCAUUGGGGGUUUCUUUCUCUCGUGAACAGUUUGCAGAAUUAGGGGUUCCUCUCACCUCAGAUAAAGUGUAUACCUUAGAAUAUCCCCACAUCCCAGAACAAAUCCAACAUUUGGACGCUCCUUUCACCCCAGGGGAGGCCUGGUCUGUGGGUAUUACUGUUCGGUCUGUGCAGGACCCAAAAUCAACAACUCCUCUCAUGAAGGAGCAGCCCUUACCACCCUGGGCUGGUCCUCCUUCAGAGCAUACACUGAAAGCUGGGAUCUCUUCCAUUACUGAUAAAUCUGUCACAAAACAUGCUCCUCACACUCCUAAGGUGUCCUCAGUAUCAUCUGCUGCUAUUGCUGAGAAGUCCCUUGUAUUUGAGGUGCCUUCUACUCCUAUGCGUCUAUCAAGGUUUCCUCUUAAACAAGCCCCCUCUGAGAAAUUCUUGGGCAUGAGGAUUCCUUCAGACCCUGAGAAGCUCCUGGCACCACAGACUUCACCUUCCUCCAGACAGACCCUAGUGUCUAAGGAUCUAUCAACCUCUGUUCCGUUCCCAACACCAGUUCCCAGUCCAAUAUUUGAGCUUUCUCCCACUUCACAGCAGCCCCUGGAACCAGAGGCCCUUCUUAGUUCUGGGCGAUUCUUCAUAUCUAGGGACUCUAUGACUCCCCAGUCACCUUUGAUAUUGAAGCCCCUUCCUGACCGCAGACAGCCCCUUAUAUCUGGAGUCCCAGUCACCUCUGCACAGAUCCCCAAAAUCUGGGCUCCUCUCUCUCCUGGGACAUGCUUGUUUCCUGGGACCUCUUCCAUCCCUCAAGAGGUCUUGAAAUCUGGACCGUUAACACUCUCUGAGCAGUUUCAGGCAACCCAGACCUUUGCCACUCGUAAGCAAUCUCCCCAGUUACAAGCCCCUUCUGCCCUUGGGCAGCAUCUGCCAUCAAGGACCCUUCCUGGGCAAGCUUCCUCAGCAUGGGUCUCUCCCACCCCUGGGCAUCCGCGAACACUGUUGACUCCCUCAAUCCCUGAAAAGCCACAGAAAGAUUUGUCCUCUGCUGUCUCUAAGAAAAGGAAGGAAAGAUUGUCAAUCAUUUCUUCUCUGAAAUUGAAAUCAGUAUUGGUCCAUCCCAGUGCUCCAAGUUUCAAGGUAAUUCAAGCCCCUGACGCUUCUGAAGAAAUCCAGAUACCUGAAGAUCCUUUUACCGUGGAACGAUUUAGAAUGUUUAAGUCCCAUCUCACCGAUUACAAGACACCAGUAUCACAAGCCCCUUAUGUUCAUGAGAGGACCCUUCCUACUCUCAUUAAGCCUGUAACGCCACUACCUUCUCUUAUUACGACUCAACUACUCAAAACACGGCAGAGCUCACCUUCUGAAUGGGACCGGAAAUCCCCACUUCCCCCUAUCAAUAUGCCCUGGGUGCUGACUUCAGUUUCAGGUACCAAGCAACCCAAGAUGAUGGUGCCCACUUCCUAUCCCCAAGAGCUCAAAGAACAGAACUAUUUUGUUGAUGUGGAGGCUCAGCGGAAGAACCUGAUACUCUUAAAUCAGGCCACAAAAGCUUCUAUACUCCCUUCACAGCUACACACAGAAGCUAGGAAUCUCAUAAUUGAGACGCUUCAUACAGACAAAGUUCGGCUGGGAUACUUAUUCCGCAAGUACAAUGCCUACAGACUGAUCCAGCGUGCAAGAAACAACAUAAUUAAACGAUUACAAGCCAUCCAGAAUACUGGAAGCAGUUAUGAGACCCAGAACCUCUACAUAAUGCUGAAGAGGAUUGAUGAUUAUCAAAAAAAGGUGAUGCAGAUCUGGACAGAGAAGCAGAAUUCCCUAGAGCAGAAACGCAAUCGGUGCCUAAGGAAAAUGAUGUACUUAUUCAACCAGCUUCAAGAGGCAUAUAAAUUGAAUCUUGAUCAACCUAUCCCUUUGGUCAUUGAAAAAAAGCAAAUACCUGCCUCUACCAAAUCUGUUCAACAGCCAUACCUAAAGCUACUGAAAGAAGACAAAAGGAAGUAUAACAUUCUCAAUAAAUUUAGAAAAGACGACCAACUGCAAGCCAUCUGGAAUGCAGAUCUAUCCACUUCGAGUUACCCAAUAACAGAGAAGACAUCAAUGCAUUCUCUCUGGGCCCAGCUGGGUGGGUACCCAGAUAUUCCUAUGCUGCUUCAGUUAGAUGUUCAGUCAGCCUUCAUAAGAUCUCUUACAUAUAUUCAAUCAAGGUUUAAGAAGAUUCCCAGUUCUUCAGGCUAAACAUCUUCAUUUCCAGACUACUACCACUCAAGAAAGAAUAUCUUCUGGUCUAAAUUGCUGGAAACACAAAGCUUCAACAAACACUAAGGUAGGCUGUUACAAAAUGAUCCCUGAUGUAAUGACAAAGUGGUACAAUAUACCUCUCAUGCCAACCCAAGCCUAAAUAUACCUCAGAAAUAAUGGGUAAAAAAAAAAAAAUGAAAACGAAACCAGCAGAAAUCCCUGGAGGGUCAGGAGAUACUUAUGAUUUGAUAAAGAAGGAAAAUAGAAGCCCUGGACAGAGGAGGGCCAGGCUUCCAACAUGGAGAGUAGAUUUGGGGAGAAAUCCUGAUUUGGACUCUUUUCUAUCCACCACUGCCCAGAGUAGAUCACUACCUUUCCCAUCAGCUCUUCUACAAUACCAGAAAGUAGGUUCACAGGGGAACACUACUGGAAGGUUGGAUUGGAAAAAAAAAAAAACAACAGUAAACUUCUGAUUCAAGAAACAAGCAUCUAAAGUUUUCCUCCUACCUUUCCUCAUAGGCUUUCUCUUUAUCCAGAGGGCUAGACAAGUACAUCCUUAGAAAAGAACAAAGCCUUGGGUAUAGAGAAGUUCACCAAGGGGCAAAGCCCGCUGAUGAGAGCAAUACACAUAAGAAUAUUCAAAGUUGGACUGUCUCACUCACCAGGAGUGGUAUACAAGCUAAAGCCUAGGUUUGACACUUCCCACCUCGUUCUCCUUCCAUUACCCACUGAGAUAAUGGAUACUCAUGAAAGAAAAUGACCUCACAGGGGAAAGUACCUAGACAAUUAGGAAGAAAAUAAAUUAAAUAACCUACUCGAGAUGAAAGAAUUACUAGAAUACAAGCCAAAUAAAGACC
Odocoileus virginianus texanus is the source of this 6992-nucleotide messenger RNA. The record is from RefSeq and is a predicted model, not a curated record. NCBI's taxonomy places the organism in Eukaryota, Metazoa, Chordata, Mammalia, Artiodactyla, Cervidae.